This is a messenger RNA of Stereum hirsutum FP-91666 SS1, 748 nucleotides long. RefSeq names its product carbonic anhydrase. The transcript is spliced from 5 exons. Gene Ontology annotation, molecular function: carbonate dehydratase activity; zinc ion binding. The coding region runs from base 74 to 586 and encodes 170 amino acids. The record is from RefSeq and is a predicted model, not a curated record. Lineage: Eukaryota; Fungi; Basidiomycota; Agaricomycetes; Russulales; Stereaceae.
CUUCCGCGCAGGUUCCUCCUUCCGCCCAUCUGCCUUUUCCCGCCGAGCCAUUUCCAUCCCAAUCAAACGCAAUAUGAGUGCCGCUUCAGAGUUCCCUGCUGCAAACAACGUCUAUGUCGAAAACUUCGGCGAUAAGGGCUCGCUCCCACUUCCCCCUGGCAAGAAAUUGAUAGUUGUGACUUGCAUGGAUUCUCGUAUUGACGUUAUGUCCCACCUUGGUCUGAAGGAGGGGGACGCCCAUAUCAUUCGUAAUGCAGGAGGUGUGGCUAUCGACGCCAUUCGCAGUAUCAUCAUCUCACAGCGCCUACUUGGAACCCGCGAAAUCGCCAUCUUCCACCAUACGGGAUGUGGCAUGGUCACGUUCAAGACCCCGCAGCUCCGCGAGAUCGUGGCGUCAUCGGCUCCUGAGGACAAGGAAGUAGCGAAGCGCCUCGAGAACAUAGACUUCCAUGAGUUUGACGAUGUUGAAGAGUCUACGAAGGAUGAUGUUAAGUUCUUGAAAGCGCAUCCGUUGUUGUUGAAGGAGACUACCGUCACCGGGUGGGUAUAUGAAGUCGAGACGGGAAAGAUCAGGCAGGUUGCCUAGGCCUACUUCAACAAGAACCACACGCGUCCCUUGUACGAAUAUGUCGGUAUAUUGAGAAAUGAAUCUUGUUGUGUUAUGGUAGAUGUCAACCGCGUCGGAAUGCCUUGCUAUUCUGACGGGAAUGUCGCCUUUGGUAUAAGUGUUAGCGUAACACAAGUGUCA